Molecule: messenger RNA, 1638 nt
Organism: Ziziphus jujuba (common jujube)
Lineage: Eukaryota; Viridiplantae; Streptophyta; Magnoliopsida; Rosales; Rhamnaceae
Product: WAT1-related protein At2g39510
Exons: 7
Coding region: 78-1211 (377 amino acids)
Cellular component (GO): plasma membrane
Molecular function (GO): transmembrane transporter activity
Source: RefSeq, a predicted model, not a curated record
GCAAUUUCUUGCACAGGGUUGUUGAAAGUUAGGAAGUGUUAGAGAGAGAAUUUUCAAGAGAGUUAAAAAGAAUAAAAAUGAGUGAAAAAUCUUUGUCUCAAAUGCUCAUUCGAGCGAAGCCAUUCAUUGCACUAAUUUUUCUGCAAUUUGGGUAUGCAGGAUUGUCCAUAUUCUCAAAAUUUGCUUUAAACCAUGGGAUGAGCCAACAUGUUUUGGUAGUUUAUCGUCAUGCUAUUGCCACUGCUGCUAUUGCUCCUUUUGCCAUUUUCUUAGAUAGGAAAGUAAGGCCUAAGAUGACCAUCACUAUCUUCGCCAAGAUUAUGUUGCUGGGAUUAUUAGAGCCAGUAAUUGACCAGAACUUGUUCUACACUGGUUUGAAGCUCACAACAGCAACUUUUACAGCUUCUAUGUUCAAUAUUCUUCCUGCUUUUGCUUUUGCAAUGGCUUGGGUUCUAAGGCUUGAGAAGGUUAAGAUUACAAGUGUGCGUGGCUUGGCAAAGAUAUUGGGUACCAUAGUGACAGUUGGGGGAGCUAUGUUUAUGACUUUGGUUAAUGGACCCGCAUUGAAAUUGCCAUGGGAAAAACAAAACAUCCAUCAGGACGCCCCAAAAUUAACUCAUCCUCAAGACACAGUUAAGGGUGCUAUAAUGAUAACAGCAGGAUGUAUUUGCUGGUCUGCUUUCGUCAUCCUUCAGGCAAUUACGCUACAGACAUACCCAGCUGAGCUUUCCCUAACAGCUUUGAUGUGUUUGAUGGGAGCAUUGGAAGGCAGUGUAGUGGCUGUAGUACUUGAAUGGGGCAACCCUUCUGCUUGGGCUAUACACAUGGAUUUUAAGUUCUUAACCGCUCUUUACAGUGGAAUAGUAUGUUCAGGGAUUGCUUACUAUAUCCAAGGGAUGGUGGUGAAAGAAAGAGGACCUGUUUUUGUGACUGCUUUUAACCCUCUCUACAUGGUUAUUGUUGCAAUUUUGGGGUCUUUGCUUUUGGGUGAGAUAACAUACUUAGGAAGGGUUAUUGGAGCUGUUAUAAUUGUAACUGGGCUAUACAUGGUACUAUGGGGAAAGAGCAAGGACCAAGAUCUUCAAUCUGAAUCUGAACCAGCCGACAUUAAUAAUAAAUUAGCACCAGAUUAUCAAGAAAUGACAAUGAAGACUACAAAGAACCAAGAGUCUUUGGCCAUGGAUGGCAAAAGACAAGAUGAAUCCGUUUGAGUUUGAAGGAAAUUAAUAAAAAUAAUUGAUAGCUAGCAUUUAGAGAGAGAGAGAGAGAGAAAGAGAGAGAGAGAGAGAGAGAGAGAGAGAGAGUUGAACUGAGCUACUGAUUUGGUUUGUGGUUAAUUUGAAGUGCCACAUUUCUUAGUUACAUUAUACUAUAGUCUUGCCACUAGGUUAAUAAUGAUGGUGGAAGGAUUCAAAUUCUAUAUGUUUCACCAAUGAAUGUAACUUUUAUAUCUUAGAAAUGUGCUGCCCUCCUGUCAUGUAAUAAUUGGAGAAUUAAUACAGUCAAGACGCACUGAAGAGGAAACGAGACGACACGAAUAUACUUAAUGGAUUGUUGUAUUAAUUCUGAGAAAAUUUGGUGCAUGCAAGUCUUGAACAAUUUUAUGAGAAGAAAUAAACAAUAGCUUACUAAAUUGUA